AUGGUUAGGUGCGUAUACAAGGUUAUUUCCAAGGUAUUGGUUAGGAGGAUGAGACAAGUAAUGCCAGAGCUAGUAGGGGAGACUCAGAGUGCAUUUGUGAAAGGUAGGAAAAUACAUGAUGGGGUACUUAUCGCAUGUGAAACUGUAAACUGGCUUAAGCGGAGGAAGGAGGAGGCAGCGAUAAUCAAAUGGAGAUCGUGGGUUAUGGAGUGUGUGACAACAGUUUUUAUGUCAGUCUUGAUAAAUGAUGUGCUACAUUGGAUGAUCGGAGAGGCAAUCAGGAAUGGCCGUAUAUUACCAUUGUUGGUUGGGAUAGAUAGUAUAGAGUUAUCGCAUCUCCAGUUUGCAGAUGGUACAAUUCUGUUUUGUCCACCAGAAGAUGAGACUAUCAAGAACUACAAGCGACUCUUGAGGUGCUUUGAGUUGAUGUCAGGGCUCAGCAUUAAUUUUGACAAGUCGAGCUUGAUUCCAAUGCCGAAAGUUGUUGCAGAAAAAUUGAUAUCUUUGCAGAGUGGGUUCCUUUGGAGGAAGGAAGAUGGAAGUAAUGGGAUGGCAUUAGUUAAAUGGGAAGUGGUGCAGGCCCCUAAGAAAGUGGUGUGCUCUUGUAACAAUCUAAAUCCUAAUGAGCUACUGUCAACUCAAGUGCUACCUACUAAAGGAGGCCCCUGGAAGGAUAUAUGCCAGUUACAAAUAACAAAUCAACAUAUAAGGGAUAAGAUGGUUACAGGCUUGUCCAUGGAGGUUGGUGAUGGGCAACGUACUCGCUUUUGGGAGGAUGUAUGGUUACUCUAUGGAUCGUUGAAGGAUCGGUUCCCCAGGUUUUUCUCUAUUUCAAACCAAUGUAGAUCUGUUAUAGGGGAUUGUGGGUUUUAG
Arachis stenosperma is the source of this 873-nucleotide messenger RNA. RefSeq lists its product as uncharacterized. The transcript is spliced from 4 exons. NCBI's taxonomy places the organism in Eukaryota, Viridiplantae, Streptophyta, Magnoliopsida, Fabales, Fabaceae. The record is from RefSeq and is a predicted model, not a curated record. Bases 1 to 873 code for a protein of 290 amino acids.